Coregonus sp. 'balchen' is the source of this 8100-nucleotide messenger RNA. The record is from the annotation of a GenBank genome assembly. Lineage: Eukaryota; Metazoa; Chordata; Actinopteri; Salmoniformes; Salmonidae.
AAUGGCCGGAACGGGUACACCAACACAGAUGAAGGAGAGGAGGGUGGAGGAGAGGGAGAAGAGGAGGGCGAGGAGGGAGAAGAGAAGAAAGGAGACACGGAGUGGACGGAGGAUGGCGCGGAUGACGGCGGAGGAGCGAAGAUGACGAGGACAGACACGCUCCACUCCACGACCAGCUCCACGGGGACCCAGAGGAAGAAGAGCCAUCAUAAUAAGAAAGUGAUCCAGGGGUCUGACAAGAUCCAGAGAGCCCCCAGAGCGCUCUACUGCCUGAAACUCAACAACCCCAUACGCCGGGCCGCGCUCUCCAUCGUAGAGUGGAAGUAUCCUUUACCUACUACGAUUGGGUUGACAGUACCACUUGGAAUAGCUGAUUGGGUUGGCGGUACCACUUGGAAUAGCUGAUUGGGUUUGCAGUACCACUUGGAAUAGCAGGUUUCGCUUAAUCCUCAUUCCGUCAUGCCCUAUCGUGUUGCAAAAUGAGUGCGUGUGAAAUCAGAAUCAAAAUUAGAAAACGUUAUUGUCCUGCAACAAAAUGGUAGCAAUGAAAUUCUCUUGGUGUUGCACGCUGUAUAGAGGUAGUGUGUGUGUGUGUGUGUGUGUGUGUGUGUGUGUGUGUGUGUGUGUGUGUGUGCCCACAAGGAACAAACUGGUUGAAUCAGCGUUGUUUCAGUGUAAUUUGCCAAUGUAUUGCGACAUGGAAUCUAUGUUUAAAAUACAUUGGAUUUGCAAAAAGUAAUCAAAGUAAACUGUUGUUUUGAGGGUGAAAUUUCAACCACAAGAUUACGUCAUCAUGGUUAACCAAUUUUCUACAUAGACAAACCUUGUAUAAAUUACAGUAUGUUGAAUUUGUACAUUUAAAACAACGUCAGAUCUUCAACAUUAUAUCCACUAUAAAAACAAAACAAUAUGCUGGACAGCACCUCCUACUGGAGAGUUGAUGUAUCUACAGAUCCCCUUUGGUCUCCCAUCCAGGGUCCUAACCAAGCCCAGCUUAGCUUUGAAUAUUUGUCACUGACUACUACCAACGUGCUAUCAUGAGAAUGAUUAUUGAGAGAUCUCUUGAUAACUAAAUGGAUUCACUGUUGCUAUUGAAUUCAUUCCAAAGUGUAGGUUCAACAGAGCAAAGGAAAUGUAACCAUAAUCUAUAAGUCAUAUAUCAUCAAUGAUACUACUUAGGCCUAUAAAGCAUUUGCAAAGUCAUCAACAGCUAUUGUUUCAAUUUAACCCAGAGUUAAACUAAAAAUAAACAAUACAUAUAGGCCUAGGGUUUAAAGCUUUGGUUGAUUUCAAAUUGAAUCCACAAGUUAAUCAUUCAUAUGUUGGAUUCACAUCUCUAUCUCAACCAAAAAUCAAAGUUAAAGAACAGGACUGAAUCAAAUCAAACUUUAUUUCAAGUGCAUUUAAAGUUUGAUUAGAUUAGAUUUAGUUGUAUUCUUAAACGUAGAUUUUUGGUUGAGAUAGAGACGUGAAUCCAACAUAUAAAUAAUACAUGUGUAGACAAACUAGAUUUUGAAUUGUAUUUGGUUGUCAACACAACCAAAUAUCAACAUUUGAAGGAGAUGUACAGUUGAAGUCGGAAGUUUACAUACACUUAGGUUGGAGUCAUUAAAACUCGUUUUUCAUUUCUUGUUAGCAAACUAUAGUUUUGGCAAGUCGGUUAGGACAUUUACUUUGUGCAUGACACAAGUAAUUUUUCCAACAAUUAUUUACAGACAGAUUAUUUCACUUAUAAUUCACUGUAUCACAAUUCCAGUGGGUCAGAAGUUUACAUACACUAAGUUGACUGUGCCUUUAAACAGCUUGGAAAAUUCCAGAAAAUGAUGGCUUUAGAAGCUUCUAAUAGGCUAAUUGACAUCAUUUGAGUCAAUUGGAGGUGUACCUGUGGAUGUAUUUCAAGGCCUACCUUCAAACUCAGUGCCUCUUUGCUUGACAUCAUGGGAAAAUCAAAAGAAAUCAUCCAAGACCUUUCCAAACACCUGAAGGUACCACGUUCAUCUGUACAAACAAUAGUACGCAAGUAUAAACACCAUGGGACCACGCAGCCGUCAUACCGCUCAGGGAGGAGAAAUGUAUUUGGCUAAGGUGUAUGUAAACUUCUGACUUCAACUGUAUCUUCUGCUUGGAUAGUUCCAUCUGUGCCACUGACUUUGUCUGGAUUUAAUUCCAGUUGAAUAAUACAAAUGAAUAAUUGAUUUGUUGGAUUUACAUUUACAUUACAUUUACAUUUUAGUCAUUUAGCAGACGCUCUUAUCCAGAGCGACUUACAGUUAGUUAGUGCAUACAAUAUUUAUUUUUUCAUAUCCCUGUGGGAAUCGAACCCUUCCAUCUCAACCAAAAAUUGAAGUUAAAGAAUAGGACUAAAUCAAAUCAAACUUUAAAUGCACUUUAAAUAAAGUUUGAUUUGAUUUAGCUAAACCAAAAAUCGGACCUUUUUUUCCCAUUGGAAUUUGGUUGUGCUUUUAGAUGGUUGAAAGCAUAGUGAUUACACAUUAGGUAUUCAACAAUCCUCUGGCUGUCUUUUUGAGUGGGUGAAUAAAGGUUGAAAUAUCCUUCAUCAACGUCUCAACCAAAUAUUACCCACAUUUCCACAUUGAAAUUACGUGGUGUGCCCAGUGGGAGAACAUUGACACUCACUAGAGCUAACUUACAUAAUAGACACACAAUUCACAGAAAAGUAGACCAAGUUACCCAACGUGGUCUCAGGGCACUCCAUUUAGUAUGAUAUAUUACAUUUCGCAUGGCAUGUAUUAAUUUGUGGAUGUCCAUAAUCCAUUUCGUAUGAUAGGUUACGAAUUCCAGUUUGUUGUUAGCUAGGGGUGGCUAGGUGGCUAACAGUAACAUUAGCUAGCUGGCUAACGUUAGCUUGCCUAGAAUUUAGGGGUUAAGGUUAGGGUUAGGAUUAGGAUUAGGUUAAAUGGUUAAGGUUAGGGUUAGGGUUAGGGGAAGGGUUAGCUAAAAGGGUUAAUUUUAGUGUUUGGGGAAAGGUUUGCUAACAUGCUAAGUAGUUGCAAAGUAGCUAAAAAGUAGUAGGUAGUUGCAAAAUGGCUAAUUAGCUAAAAUGGUCCGUAAUGACAUUAGAACACGCAACCCCUUGGUGUUGCUAGACGUUUGCGUUAUAUACACCCACCCAUCCACCCCGACCAACUACCCUCCUUUCGUUUAUGCCUUAAGUAACCUUAUGUCUUAUGUAACCGUACCAAACGUAACAUAUCAUACUUUACAUUUACUAUGAUACUAGUCUGAGUUACCAGGCAUGUGACAUGCAGAUGACCCAGAUUCAAACCAAUUAUUAUUCUAAAGGUGAGUUCAAGUUCAGUCCGAGUUAAACAGACUAAAUAGAGAAGACAACUACCUGAGGGGCCGGUUGGUUAGGUAGAGAGAGAGGGAGAGAGAGGGAGACAGAGAGAUGAGAGAGAGAGAGAGACAGACAGACAGAGAGAGAGAGACAGAGGGAGACAGAGAGAUGAGAGAGAGAGACAGACAGACAGACAGACAGACAGACAGACAGACAGACAGACAGACAGACAGACAGACAGACAGACAGACAGACAGACAGACAGACAGACAGACAGACAGAGGGAGACAGAGAGAGAGAGACAGAGAGAGAGACAGAGAGAGAGAGAGACAGAGAGAGAGACAGAGGGAGACAGAGAGAGAGAGAGAGAGAGACAGAGAGAGAGACAGAGGGAGACAGAGAGAGAGAGAGAGACAGAGGGAGACAGAGAGAGAGAGACAGAGAGAGAGACAGAGAGAGAGAGAGAGACUCAGCUCAGACAGACAGACAUACAGAGAGACAGAGAGGGAGGUCUUUUCUCAGGUGGAUUUGCUCAGACAGAGACAGAGACAGACUCAGCUCAGACAGAGACAGACAGAGAGACAGAGAGACAGAGACAGACUCAGUUCAGACAGGGAGGUCUUUUCUCAGGUGGAUUUGCUCAGACAGAGACAGAGACAGACUCAGCUCAGACAGAGACAGACAGAGAGACAGAGAGAAAGAGACAGACUCAGCUCAGACAGGGACAGACAGAGAGACAGAGAGACAGAGACAGACUCAGCUCAGACAGGGACAGACAGAGAGACAGAGAGACAGAGACAGACUCAGCUCAGACAGGGACAGACAGAGAGACAGAGAGACAGAGACAGACUCAGUUCAGACAGGGACAGACAGAGAGACAGAGAGACAGAGACAGACUCAGCUCAGACAGGGACAGACAGAGAGACAGAGAGACAGAGACAGACUCAGCUCAGACAGGGACAGACAGAGAGACAGAGAGACAGAGACAGACAGAGAGACAGAGAUACAGAGACAGACUCAGCUCAGACAGGGACAGACAGAGAGACAGAGAGACAGAGACAGACUCAGCUCAGACAGGGACAGACAGAGAGACAGAGAGACAGAGACAGACUCAGCUCAGACAGGGACAGACAGAGAGACAGAGAGACAGAGACAGACUCAGCUCAGACAGAGACAGACAGAGAGACAGAGAGACAGAGACAGACUCAGCUCAGACAGAGACAGACAGAGAGACAGAGAGACAGAGACAGACUCAGCUCAGACAGAGACAGAGACAGACAGAGAGACAGAGAGACAGAGACAGACUCAGUUCAGACAGGGACAGACAGAGAGACAGAGAGACAGAGACAGACUCAGCUCAGACAGGGACAGACAGAGAGACAGAGAGACAGAGAGACAGAGACAGACUCAGCUCAGACAGGGACAGACAGAGAGACAGAGAGACAGAGACAGACUCAGUUCAGACAGAGACAGACAGAGAGACAGAGAGACAGAGACAGACUCAGUUCAGACAGAGACAGACAGAGAGACAGAGAGACAGAGACAGACUCAGCUCAGACAGGGACAGACAGAGAGACAGAGAGACAGAGACAGACUCAGCUCAGACAGGGAGGUCUUUUCUCAGAUUUGCUCCUGCUUCCUUUCUCCUCAUCCUCUCCUUUUGAAAAAGGUCAAAGGUAAUCGAGGAGAGGCACUGAGGAGAGGGAACGUGUACGAAAAUGCGCUUUUAUGAAAUGAGACUCCUUCUCCACUUGCGCGUCAUCAGGCAAAUUAAGUUUACAGAGGUUGAUCCCUAAAUAAAUAUAUAAAUAUGUAAAGUGAGAAAAACUAAUGGAGUUAGUUUGUGCAAGACAUCUUAAAGAUAAAAUUAUGAGUAGCAUAUUGUUUUUAAACGUGUGCAAGCUUUUCUCCUCUGAUAAAACAACAGCUGAUUCAAAAGGGGUGUGGCAGAUAUCAAAACUCUUCCGCGAAGGACUCCGGUAGCAUACACACGACUAUCCUAGAUGAAAGGUGGCUAUCGAGGAGGGGAGGACACUCUUUAACGAAUCGACAUCUAAAACUAAUUGACAUCUCAUAUCGACCACUCAAACACUUAUCGGUUUCCGAGUCAUGGAGGAGAGAGGACGGAGGAGAGAGGGGUGGAGGAAAGAGUUUCGCCAACUGAGAAAAGGCCUGUGUGAGAGAGGAGAGUGUGAUGAUGAGGACUUUAUCAGAGGUUGAGAAACACUGAUCUAGAGGACUAUGUGUAAAGAAUCUACACACAGUGGAAAUCUUAUUAUAAUCCGUCAGCAUGAUUUAUUUUCUAACUUUCCUUCAACAAUGUGGAACGUGAUGAAGGGGUUUAUUUAACUAGACUUAAGUACAACGAGCAAUACAGAAAUAGUCACCUCUUUAUAAUGCACUUUGUUGAAGUGAAACUUUCAAAUUACAUCACGCUGCCAGAUUAUAAUGAGGGUUUCUGGGUGUUUCCAUUGUUUGUCAGGGAGCUAACACAAGUCUUCAGGUAUCAAGCAAGGUUACUCACACCAUCAUGAUUCACUGAACCCCCUCCAUUUCUCCAGCCACCCUGUAGUGGUAGUAGUACUAGUAGUAUAAGUGUUGUUGUUGUUGUUGUUGUUGUUGUUGUUGUUGUUGUUGUUGUAGUAGUAGCAUAUGCAUUGUUGUUGUUGUUGUUGUUGUUUUAGUAGUAGUAUAAUGAUUGUUGUUGUUGUUGUUGUAGUAUACGUAUUGUUGUGGAUGUUAUUGAUGUUGUUGUUGUUGUACUAGUAGUAGUAGUAUUGUUGUUGUUGUAGUAGUAGUAUUGUUGUUGUAGUAGUAGUAGUAGUAGUAGGAGUAGUAGUAGUAGUAUAAGUAUUGGUGUUGUUGUUGUUGUAGUAGUAUUGCUGUUGUUGUUGUUGUUGUAGUAUUUGUAUUUACUAAGGAUCCCCAUUGGUUAAUGCCAAGGCAGCAGCUACUCUUCCUGGGGUCCAGCAACAUUAAGGCAGUUAUAUACAAUUUAAAAUAUUACAUGAUAUUACAUUUCAUAACACUUUUCACAACACAAGUGUGUUCCCUCAGGCCACUACUCUACUAUCAGCAGUAGUAGUAUAAGUAUUGUUGUUUUUGUUGUUGUAGUAGUAAUAGUAAUAGUAAUAGUAUAAGUAUUGUUGUUGUUGUAGUAGUACUACUAGUAUUACUAGUAGUAGUAGUAGUAGUAUAAGUAUUAUUGUUGUUGUUGUAGUAGCAGAAGUAGUAGUAUACAGUAAGUAUUGUUGUUGUUGUUGUUGUCGUUGUUGUUAUUGUUGUUGUUGUUGUUGUUGUUGUUGUAGUAGUAGUAGUACUAGUAGUAGUAGUAGUAGUAGUAUUGUUGUUGUUGUUGUUGUUGUUGUUGUUGUACUACUAGUAGUAGUAGUAGUAGUAGUAUUGCUGUUGUUGUUGUUGUAAACGUAUUGUUAUGGUUGUUGUUGUUGCCAAUUGGAAGCUGGGGAUGAUUAGGUGGCCAUGAUGGUAUUUACACUGGACACAGGGGUUAACGUUAAUAACCAAAUAUUACCCAAUUAUCCACGUUGAAAUGACGUAGUGUGCCCAGUGGGAUGGGUAAUAUGUGGUUAAAACCAGAGGAGGCUGGUGGGAAUAGCUAUAGGAGGACGGGCUCAUUGUAAUGGUUUGACUCCAUUCUAUUUAUCCCAUUCCAGCCAUUACAAUGAGCCCGUCCUCCUAUAGCUCCUCCCACCAGCCUCCUCUGGUUGAGCUGUUGAUCAAUGAGAUUACAACCUAUGUUCACCCACUCAAAAAGACAGCCAAAAGUUUGUUGAAUUCCCAAUGUGAUAUCACUAUGCUUUCAACCAUUUAAAAGCACAACCAAAUUCCAACGGAAAAACAAUGUCAGAUUUUUUGUUAAGUUGUCACCCAAAUCUUGACCUUGGGACCAUAAGGUUUUAUCUGCGACAAAGCAUCGUUCUGAGAUAUUGAGCAUCAACAUUUUCACAUCCCAGAUCUCAGAACUAUUUUGUAGUGAAUUCUUCUUUCAUAACCCAUUAGGUCCUCACCUUAAAAAUAACUAAAGUCCUGAGAUACUGUAUUUGUAAAUAAAAACAUUUUAGGGGGGUGCAAUUGCAAAUAGAACCAUGUGGCUCUGAAAUGUCAAUAUGUUUUCCGCCGUGAGGUUCUAUCUGAAUUAGACAUGUUCAGUUUUUAAGAAAACUGUAGCUAUUUGAAUACAUAAAUGAUAUUAUUAUUAUUAUUAUAAAUGGUAGAAUAACACUAUUUUACCAAGACAGUGUCAGAACACAACAUAGAGUCAGAACACAUCAUCACAUCAUUAGUUAGUUAGUUAGUUAAUUAGCUUUAGAUGGUUCAACUCUCCAGUAGCAGGUAAUGCUCAGCCUAUAGUUUUUUUUAUUUCUGACGGUGAAUAAAAUUAUAUAACGUUCAAUGUCUGACGCUGUUUGAUAGGUAUUAAAUUCAACAUAUUUAUACAUAAUCCUGUGGUUGAAAAAAAGAGUUUACGUUGAUGACUUUUUUUCAAAUCCAAUGUAUUUUCCACAUAGCAAUACGAUGAUAAAAUUACGUUGAAACAACAUUGUUUCAACCUUUUUGUGCCCAGUGGGAUGAGAUCUUUAGUGACCACAGAGAGUCAGGACAUCCGUUUUUAUUUUAAAUACGGAUUGUUGUUGUUGUUGUUGUUGUUGUUGUUGUUUCCAUGACCACUCUCCUCCAGACCCUUUGACAUCUUCAUCCUGAUAGCCAUCUUUGCUAACUGUAUAGCGCUGGGGGUGUCCAAGCCUUUCCCUGAGGAAGACUCCAACUCUACCAACCACGAC